CUACCAGCCUACCAGUCUCACCAGAGCAUUGUACUAGCAGCCGGCUCUCUCUCUCUCUCUCUCUCUCUCUCUCUGAAUUGCUUCAAGAAAAAGUGCUCUCAUUUCUGAUGAGCUCCAAAAGAAUGACAAGAUAAUCACCCACUCCACUUGGGAGGCUACUUGUUCAAUAUGAUACAGGUAUUUUCUCAGCAGACAAAGGGAACACCAAAUAGCUACGAGUUGAUGAUCUCCAAACUAAUUUGAUAAGAUAGGAUCUGCAAACUCCAACGAUGGCUACAAACUAUAGAUUUGCAAUGGACCAAAAGGACAUUGUUAGGGUAUUAAUUACCACAGUGGAUGGUUUUAUACGGGAUCAGCUGAUCAACAAAGAGCAGAGAGCCCAACAUAGGGAACAAUGUGCUGAGAGAUUGGCAGCAGAAGAUGGAAGCUGUGGCAGAGAAACUGAAGUUCGAUACUCUGAUCAAGCAGUACUUGCCAAUCUGGACUGGGGUAUUGAGGCUCUCGAAGAAGCUAUCGACACUUCCAAUAUGGAAACCAAGCUUGCAAGACUGGACCAUGCUGAAAAGAUGCUGCAAGUUUGUGCCAUGUUGAACUCUAACCAGAAAACUGCUGGAGUCCCCAAUUUUUAUCUAUCUGCUUGGGCGCACCUCAACUUGUCAUACCUUUCCAAAUUACGGAACCAUGUCCAAAAUUCAGUUCUCCAUGUUAUUGAGAUGUUUAUAGUUGACCCUUUCUUCUCGCGGAUCGAUUUUGCUCCUGAACUCUGGAAACAACUUUUUCUUCCGCACAUGAACUCAAUUGUAGGGUGGUAUUCAGAGCAGAGGCACAGGCUUGUGAUGGAAGUAAUUCCUGAUUCUACUGAUCUUUCUUUUACAGCUGAUUUGGAUCAAUUUUUCAGCGAGUCCUUGAUCUAUUCAAUGAGGCCUGAUCAAGUGGAGAAACUGCAAAAGCUGGAGCAGCUUUAUGGAGAAUCAUUGGAUGAGAAUACGCGGCUUUAUGCUAAGUACUUUAAGGAUUGCAUGAACUCUGAUUCAACCUCAAGUAAGAAGGUGAUUCCAAUGUUGCCUAUUGCAGAGGCACCUAUGACCCCAUUGCGUGAGGUCAGCCGUUCAAUUCCCGAUUUUGUAAAGUUUGGUCCUAUCUUGCCCAAGAGUGCUGGUUUUUCUCCCAUCCUUAAGUCUAAAGAUGGCACAAAAGAAUCAAGCAGAAUGAGUGUCACCUCUGCCUCCUCGCUAAAUUUAGAGUCUGCUAGAUGGGAUCCUCAGGAAGGCAUCCCUGAGGAAGAUGGAGAUGAAUCUGAUUAUGAGCCAAAUGAUGCUACUGUGGCUUCAGAUCAUGAAAAGGAAAGUGGGCAAAAAGUACAGCUAUCUGUAACGAAGAGCCGGAUACAUACUCCAACAAUCUUUUCUCCUUUUGAUUCCCCUAAAACUUCUCCAAAGAUUUUAUCUCCAAAACCAGACAUGCAGGGUAAAAACGAAGCCACUUCUGUGUUGCGCUUAUUGUCCACUCGCAUGACAGAUUCAGCUAUUGCCACUUCUUUGCCUGCAUCUCCAGGCAUGAGUAAUGAGUACAGCAUUAGUUCAGCAGACUCCGAUUGCGAAUUGAUAGAGGCUGCCACCAAAGGUUGCAGGAAAACCUAUAGUCGGACAGGAAGUAUGAAUUCUGAUAAUGUGAAUAGCCAAAAGUUGAAAAAUAGUCCCCCUAAUGAAAAUGAUGAAGGAAGCCAAAGCUGCGUUUCACUCCCAUCUUCUAAGAAGCUGACAACUAAAUCAAGACCGCCUAAGGAUUUCGUCUGCCCUAUCACUGGUCAGAUUUUCUGUGACCCAGUUACCCUUGAAACAGGUCAGACAUAUGAAAGAAAAGCAAUCCAAGAAUGGCUCAAACGAGGAAAUACGACAUGCCCCAUUACAAGGCAACCCAUCGCUGCUACUACUACACUGCCCAAAACGAACUAUGUUUUGAAAAGACUAAUAACAUCUUGGAAAGAACAGCAUCCUGAUCUUGCUCAAGAGUCUUCAUACGCUGAAACACCAAGAUACUCAUUGAACCACCCCUCCACGAAAGAAAAUUCUUUGCCUGCCACUCCACAGAGAACAAAUGAUUUCCUAGGUCACAGGAACACUGAUGAUUAUAUCAACCAAAGGAACAAAAGAUUUAUGCGAGCAGCCGUUUCUACAUCACCAACCAGUGUGAUAUCUCAAGCUGCAGUUGAGACAAUCAUCAACGGUUUAAAACCUCAUGUUUCAAGUCUCUGUACAUCAGAAAACUUACAAGAAUGUGAGACAGCUGUGUUAGCAAUAGCCAAAUUGUGGAAGGACUCAAAGGCUGAUCCUGCAGUUCAUUCUUACUUAUCUGAACUGACAACUGUAAACGGGUUCAUCGAAAUACUUUCAGCUUCUCUGAACAGGGAAGUCUUGAGAACAUCAAUUUACAUCCUCUCUGAGCUAAUAUUUUCUGAUGAAAGUGUUGGAGAAACACUUACCAGUGUAGAUUCUGACCUUGACUGUUUGGCUGUUCUGUUGAAAAAUGGGCUAGCUGAGGCUGCUGUGCUUAUAUACCAGCUGAGGCCAGCAUUUGCUCAGCUUUCAGCCCAUGAUCUUAUACCUUCCCUUGUCCAGCUAAUCCUGAGCAAAAAUGAGGAAUUGGAUGAUCUUCAACUAAUAAUGGAGCCUAAAGAUGCUGCAUUAGCAAUUAUUGAGCAAAUAUUGAUGGGAGGAGAUGAAAACAGCAGAUCCAUUAAUGCUUUGAGUGUUAUUUCUGCAAAUGGUAUUCCUGCUCUAGUGAGGUGUUUGGAUAGGGCAGAAGGGAGAAGGUCAAUUGUUUCGAUACUAUUAUGUUGUAUGCAAGCUGAAAAAAGUUGCAGGAGCUUGAUAGCAAAUAGAAUUGAACUGUCUCCUGUUCUUGAAUUAUUUCAUGCUGGAAAUGAUUGUGUGAGAGGAAUAUGUGUAGAAUUUCUGUCAGAGCUGGUUCAGUUGAACAGGAGAACAUUAUGCAAUCAGAUCUUGCAGAUGAUUAAAGAUGAAGGGGCAUUUAGUACAAUGCAUACCUUUCUUGUGUAUCUUCAAAUGGCUCCGAUGGAGCAGCAACCUGCAAUUGCAACUCUUCUUCUUCAGCUUGAUCUCCUGGUUGAGCCAUGGAAGAUGAGCAUUUACAGGGAAGAGUCUAUAGAGGCACUAAUUGAAGCAUUGCGGAGGAAAGAGUUCUCUAAUUCUCAAAUGAUGGCUCUAGAUGCCUUGUUAUCUCUUACUGGACGUAUAACUUCCUCAGGGGAGUCAUACACUGGAGCCUGGUUGCUCAAGAUUGCAGGAUUUGAUCAACCUUACAAUGCUUUGAUGAAGGCAGAGAUGGGAACAAUGGACGAAGAAGAGAAAGCUGUAACCUCUUGGCAGAAAAGGGUUGCUUUUGUACUUUGCAACCAUGAAAGGGGCUCUAUUUUUAAAGCUUUGGAAGAAUGCCUCAAGAGUAAUUCCUUAGAGAUGGCAAAGUCAUGUCUUGUCAUUGCCACAUGGCUCACAAACAUGCUUUCUAUACUUCCUGAUACUGGUGUGAAAAGAGAAGCUCGCAAGGCCUUGCUUGACGAGUUCAUAAAUGUUCUCCAAUCGUCAAAUAACCUGGAGGAGAAGAUUUUGGCAACUCUUGCUUUGAAAUCUUUUGUCAAUGAUCCAGCUGCGCUUGAAGCACUAGGGGUGUAUGCUAAAUGCAUCUAUAAAACUUUGAGAAAACUCAAGAAAAAUUCGGCGGUAGCGAACGACAUAAUGAAAGCAUUGAUGAACUUGUCAUCUAUUGACAUAACAGAGCUGUGGAGUUGUGCUGAAGCGGUUGAAUUAGAUUCAUCUACAAAUGGAGAGGUUCUGUCUUUGCUUCAUGUGAAAGGUCGGGUUUUAAGCAGCCAUUCCGAUGGAACUAUAAAGGUAUGGGAUGCUGGAAAGAAGGUACUGAGAUUGAUUCAAGAAGUUCGUGAGCACACAAAGGCAGUCACAUGCCUCUAUAUUUCAUCUUCAGGUGACAAACUAUACAGCGGUUCGUUAGACAAAACAAUUCGGGUCUGGGCAAUUAAAGCCGAAGAAAUUCAUUGUCUACAAGUGCAUGAUGUGAAGGAGGCAGUAUACGAAUUGGUAGCAAAUGCUAAAGUGGCGUGCUUCAUUUCUCAAGGCACUGGAGUUAAGGUGUAUGAGUGGUCUGGUGUUCAAAAGCAUAUAAACUUCAACAAAUACGUAAAGAGCCUUGCCAUGACAGGGCCUAACCUGUAUUGUGGUUGCUCUGGUUACAGCAUCCAGGAGGUUAAUUUGGGCAAAUACACAUCAAGCGCAUUCUACUCAGGCACAAGAAAGCUGUUGGGGAAACAAGUCGUCUAUUCCCUUCACAUUCGGGAUGGCAUUCUAUACGCAGGCGGUUCAUCGGUGGAUGCAUCAGCUGGGAAGAUAUUCUCCCUUCCAAACAAGGCAGUAGUAGGAACAUUCGUAACGGGGCUUGACAUCCAACGAAUAGCCAUCAACAAUGACUUAAUAUUCACAGCCACCAAGUGCGGAGUGAUUGAGGUUUGGUUGAAAGAAAGGUUCACUCGAAUUGCUUCCAUCAAAAUGGCUUGUGGGGGACAUGCCAAGAUUACAUCUUUGGCAGCAGACAUGGAUGGAGGGAUGCUGUUUGCAGGUUCCUCUGAUGGCAGAAUCCAGGUUUGGUCCCUAGACUGAGCAUAUGUAAACUGUACUGUGACAAUUUUGAAAUAUAUCUUCAAUUACAAGCCACAAUCAUAUGUUCCUUGCUGAAGAAUCAUUUGCUCAAGAGGGUCUUCAAUUUCCAGCAACUGUCAAUCCUUGUAAAGUCAAUUACCAAUUAGUAUACUCACAUAUUCAAAUUUCGUUUUUGUCAAACAUAUUCAGCACAUCCACUUUGCCCUCUUCUCCUUUUUGGCUUCACGAUAUUUGAAAUGAAUAAUUUUCGUUUGAA
Prunus avium (sweet cherry) is the source of this 4947-nucleotide messenger RNA. RefSeq names its product putative E3 ubiquitin-protein ligase LIN-1. Gene Ontology annotation, molecular function: ubiquitin-protein transferase activity; protein binding. The record is from RefSeq and is a predicted model, not a curated record. Lineage: Eukaryota; Viridiplantae; Streptophyta; Magnoliopsida; Rosales; Rosaceae. Gene Ontology annotation, biological process: protein ubiquitination.